Oryza sativa Japonica Group (Japanese rice) is the source of this 1304-nucleotide messenger RNA. The record is from RefSeq and is a predicted model, not a curated record. NCBI's taxonomy places the organism in Eukaryota, Viridiplantae, Streptophyta, Magnoliopsida, Poales, Poaceae.
CUGUUGGCGGCGGAGGGCGCCGGGCGGCUGAGAUGGAGGCGGAGCGGGUGGCUGGCAGCGGGAGGCAGAGCUCGCCCGCGCAGGUUGCCGUGCAGGUUGAGGCGGCGGAGGAGCGCUGUCGUUGUGUGUUGCUGCCUUGUCGUCAUAAAACAAGCUUCUCUUCCCUCACCUUUUGCGUGGCCUUGCCUGCCCUUGUUCACCUCACCUCAGCUUGUCUCUCUGACUUUGAUCUCGCCAUCCCGAGUUCGCCGGACACGCCCACGGCCACCACGGCGGCGAUGGAGGGCGCCGUGCUCUGCGCCGCCAACCACGCGCCGCUCACCCCCAUCACCUUCCUCGACCGGGCCGCCCUCGUCUACCCCGACCGCCCCGCCAUCGUCGCCUCCUCCUCUGGACUCACGCGCACCUAGUAGGAGAAGCGGGACCGCUGCCUCCGCCUCGCCGCCUCCCUCGCCGCUCUCGAUGUCCACCGCCACCACGUGGUAAGAUUGACCUUCGCGGUGGCGCCACCAAUCGCUACAAUAAUUGGAUUUUUCUCCCGAAUCUCCCCCUUCUUCAAUUUUUCAUGCUUAAAAAAACCAAAUCGCUUAGAAUUUACUUGUUGAAUCUUCUAAUUUGGUUCCAAAUUAGCAGCUGAGUGAUUCGCAUUUUCAGAAGAAAUCGUUGCCUUGUUGGUUGUCUCUGUGUGCAAGUCGCGGUGUUCACGCAGAAUAUUCCGGUGAUGUGUGAGCUCCACUUCGGCAUCCCGAUGGCCGGCGCCGUCAACUGCAUGCUCAACUCCCGCCUCGACGCUUCCCGAUGCUCUCCGCCGCCGGCAGCACCGCCUGCUCCCGCCCUCGCGCAGCCGCCGCCGUGCUGGUGAGAAGAGAGAGAGAGAGAGAGACAUUGGGAUAGAGUAGAGAGAUAGAAAGGGAUGGAGAACUGACAGGUUUGGCCCACUGAUUUUUUUUUUUAAAAAAAUGCUGACUGGACUGCCACGUGGACCCAAAACCACCCCGGAUUGAGUCAGGGGGGUUAUUUGUCCGGUUUCAAUAGUUGAGGGUGUAGAAUGUCUGGUUUCGAGAUCGAGGGUGUAAUUCGGUCGACCUCAAUAGUUCGGGGGGGGGAGUCAUUCGUACUUUUUCCAUAAAAAAAUAUCAAUUGAAUUUAUAGUGUACUCUUUUUUAUUGUACAAUCUACACCGAGACCUAGAAUUGUUGGAUUAUUUUCAUAAGGCCACGUGCUCCUCCCCACAUACGCCUCGUCGAGUUGUCAUCUUGUAUUCCUAUCAAAUGUAUUGCAUCAACUGCCGCCACCGCUCGAUA